Linum trigynum is the source of this 3986-nucleotide messenger RNA. The record is from the annotation of a GenBank genome assembly. Lineage: Eukaryota; Viridiplantae; Streptophyta; Magnoliopsida; Malpighiales; Linaceae.
GCAGAGGAUUCCGAUUUCGUGGUAAGCAAGGCUGUUAGGCAGACUUUCGACAAUCUUCCUUGAUUUCGUUUGAAUCCUUCGAGGUAUCAAAUCAAUCAUCCAACUCCACGUAUUUGUAGUAGAUUAUACCUACUUUCAUGUGGUAUAAGCCUCUGGACUCAACUCGCAGUCUUCCUUCUCGAAUUUAGCUCCAAAGUAGGCUUCAUAAACUCAGUUUUACACUUAGUCAAAUCCUGGCGGUUUCCCUAAAUUGAGGAGGCAUCUUGAUGAGCUUGGGAAGUGAACUUCCUGGCCUCUCCUCGAUCUCCCAUGUAGUCCAUUGUGUAGAGGGAUACUCUAAGUUCAAAACAAGCAUUUAAUCUCCAAUUUCCAUCAAGCCAAUUGUGCGAAAUAGCUUCCUAAAACAGAACCCUUGACCAAAUUUGAGGGUUCUUGUUAGUUGGUGAGAUUGCUUCUUGACCAAGCAAUAAAAACUUUUAGAAUGAACCAAUUAGGAUAAUAUCAACGACCCUUCUCUUCAAAAAGCUUUGCCCUUCCUCUCCUUGAACCUGGCACAAAAUUGAUCCCAGAUUAGAUCAAAAUUGGGCUUUACAAAUUGCUUGUCCUGCAAAAUUAGGUCAUACUUGUUCUCAUGGAAGAAAUCGAGGCUUUUGAAUUGAAGUAUUCCCAGUACAAUUCAUGGAUUCCAUAAGAUUCGUCAUGAUUUGAAUUGUAAUUCUCAACCAGUCUCAUGCUUUGAAUCAUCACCAAUGGCGUCGAAUCGUCCAUCUUUCUUUUCCCGCCAUUGUGAAACUUUAAAUUUACGGAACCCAGAAAUUCCAAUCCGAAAUUGGGCAUUUUUUAUUCAGGUAUCUCUGGGUUAAUUCGGUUGAUCCUAGAGCAUCCUGGGACUUCCCUUGAUGAUUCUGCAAGAGCCACUUUGGUCAAAUCAUCCCCGAUUGCUCCAACCAGUUCACUCUAUUUUUCCCCGUGCUAGGCCAAUUUCAGAGGAGUUUUUGCUCGAAUUGGAUCCAUCAAUUAAGCUGGAUUCAGAUCAAUCUAAGCAAGGAAAACAUUCUUGGAGCCUUCUGGAAGGUGUUGGCGUCGCUGUUUUGGUUCGACUCUUGCUCUAGAGUUCCCCCAAUUCAUUCUGUCUCCUGCUCUACUUCGGCGAGAUGGUACAGAGCUGUUGACAACGAUGGACCUUAUGUUUCUUGUAUCCAGUUAGCAUGAAUCGUCGAGCCACAAAACUAGAUUCUUUGGGUUCCUCCGCAUGUAUCCCACUAGAUUCCCCCUUUUUUCUUUGUCAACUUGACUCUAUUUGUUGUUGAUCCUCUUGAACUUCGGCCGGCGACAAUGGUUUAAGUAGAAAACUCUAACCAUGAUGCUUAAACUUGUAGCAGUUUGUACCUCCGUAAUGACAAACCCCACGAUCAAACUACCAAGGACUUCCAAGCAAUAAAUGAUCAGCUUGCAUUGGUUCCACAUUGAAUUGAAGCUCAUCUUUGUACUUGACCACUGAAAACUUGAUUCGAGCUUGCUUAUUUACCUUAAUGGCACAAUAGUCAUUCAACCAAUGCAGGUUAUUGGGAUAUGGAUGCUUGCUAGUGCACAUACAUAGCUUCUUGACCACCUCAUUGCUCACAACAUUGGUACAACUCCCUCACUGGAUGACAAGUGAAAGCAAUUCACCAUUGACAGUGCAGCGGGAAUGAAACAAGUUAUCACUCUGCUCAGAAUUGGAAAGAGUUUCAAUGGUGAGGGCUCUUCUGUUUACUCCGAUGAGUUUACCUGGGGGAGGAGGAGUUUCUACUUUGAGCUCUUCAUCCACUUCCCCGUCAUCAGACAAGCAUUUCUUCUCAUCAGAAACGUAUUCCCCAUCUCCAAUCACCAAGGUCUUCAGAUUUGGGAAUUGAUUUGCCUUAUGGCCCCUUCCAUGACAUUUGAAGCAUUGAAUGCCUCCUGUCCGUUCUGCCAACAGAGACUGUCACAGCUAAUUGUUGUGUUAGUCCAGCAACUGCGGUUAGUGAUUCAAUUGUCGUAGCUCGAGGGGCAUUCUUGGCAGCCAACUUGUUAGUGUUAGGCCGUGAUUGAGGAGGAUAAGAGUCAACUACCGGUUCUGGCGCAAGUUUGGUUACCAGAGCGUACCUUCUACUCGUCGUCGCUUUCUGCUAUUUUUUUUAUCUUGACGGUUAGGUGCACUACUUCUUCCAGAUCGAUAAACGAUCUCAAGUUGACUUCAUGUCGGAUUUCACAGUUUAGACCAUGGAGAAAUCGUGAAAUUGUUGCUCCCUGUCUUCACAAACAUCGGCCCUCAUUAUGAGCAAUUCCAUCUCUCGGAAAUAUUCUUCCACACUCCACGAUCCCUAUCGAGUUCCUUGCAGAGAUUCAUGUAACUCGCACUGGUAAUAAGCGAGAAUGAACAUGUCCCUCAUCAAUCCGCGCAAUUCUGACCACGUUGUAAUCUCUGGUUGCAAAUUUCUUUGUCGCCAGAGACGUGCUUGUUCCCACCAUUGAGUAGCAUAGUAAAAAAAUUUGUAGGAAGCUAAGGCUACCUUCUGUUGCUUGCUGUAAUUUCCACACUGUAAGAGAAGGAUUAACUUCCUCUCCCAAUCCAAGAAGGUUGCUUCAUUAGUCGUGUCCUGAAACGCCAGAAUUGAUAAUUUAAUUCCCAGUGGGAUUGUCGGCUCUGCUUCAGGCUGUCGCUCUCGUCAUUCGUGAUGUCGUCUGCCUUGCUCAGGGUUGUCAAGCACCAACCUCUGUUCGAUUUCUUUAUUCGAGCCACUAGCUCUCGAUUGACAGUGUUGGAUUCGCAAUGAACUUGUUCCCCGGCCUGAGCUCGUCGUCCCCUGUCGUGCUUUGCUACAUCCUCCGAUGGAGAAGGGUGAUUGACUCUAAAUUGAAGCUCGGCCAAUUGCCUGAUCAAAAUUAUCCUGAAAAACUGCUACAAGGCCGCCAUCGUAACGGGUUGUUGUUAAUCCAUAGUUGCUUGCUUUUUCUUCUUCUUCUAUUCCGAGAGAAGAACCUCACGGUCACCGGAAACAGGGCCCUUCGACCUUGUUCAACACAUAGUUCUGGCAAUGCUUCCUCCGUCGAAGUCGUCUUCCUUGCCACUAUGUUUGAACCAUGCUUUGAUACCACUUGAUGAGCCCUAGAUGGGUCUCUUUGAUUAGAAUUACUCAGCCACGAGUUGAAUUGAACUCAACUCGAACCUCGUACAAGAACAUGGUCGUUUAAGAAGGGUUUUCGAUGGAACUUUUCGUGCAAUCUUACACUAGGAAGAAGGCUGGAAAGAUAUAGGUAGAAGCUGACCACGAUAGGUGUUUACUUGAUCGAUACAAGCACACAAGUCGCCUAGAAUCCACCAAGAAACUCAAGCAAUUCACGAAGCAAAAGCUCAAUGAACCAAAACUCACGUUUGUAUUCAAUAAUCAAUAAUCUAACUAUUACAAUGCAAUUGAAAGACUUAAAUAGAGCUAGGCUAGGUAAACAAACUAAUACGAGAGUUUUAAACACAAACUCGGAAUCAAAGUGCCAAAACAGAAAAGGCUAAGUAAUGCUAAUCCGCAGAGGAUUCGGAUUUCGUGGUAAGCAAGGCAGUUAGGCAGACUUUCGACGAUCUUGCUUGCUUUCGUUUGAAGCCUUCGAGGUAUCAAAUCAAUCAUCCAACUCCACGUCUUUGUAGUUGAUUAUACCUACUUUUCAUGUGAUGUAAGCCUCUGGACUCGACUAACAAUCUUCCUUCUCAAAUUGAGCUCCAAAGUAGUAUUCAUGAGCUUGGUUUUACACUUAGUCAAAUUCUGACAGUUCCCUGAGUUGAGGAGGCAUCUUGAUGAGCUUGGGAAGUGACCUUCUUGUCCUCUCCUUGAUCUCCCACAUAGUCCAUUGUGUAGAGUGAUACUCUUGGUUCAAAACAAGCCUUUAAUCUCCCAUUUUCAUGUAUGUUAUAGAGCUCAAGGUGAUUGCCUUUGCUCCAAGAAUGGCGAAAAUGAAGGGUCUAAGACUAG